AUGCACGUCGCAUCCCUUCUUUCCCUGGCCCUGGCCUUGGCCGUGGGCUCGGCCCAGUCCUCGGGCUGUGGCAAGAACAUUCCCUCCAAGUUCCCCAGCCCUGGUUCCAGCAAGAAUCUGACCUUGCCAGGAACUGACCGGGAAUACCGUCUGUACAUCCCAGCCUCCUAUGACAAGAACCGACCGGCACCACUGUACUUUUCCUUCCAUGGCGCCAGCAAGGAUAUGGUCGAACAGGAAGGGCUAUCCCAGUUCUCCAAUCCAGAAUUCAACCCGGACGGCAUCGCCAUCUACCCUAACAGCAAGAAUGGGUACUGGCUCUCGAAUCCCAAUGCGGAUACAUCCCGCCCGAAUGAUCUCGACUUCACCCACGACCUCCUGACACACAUGGAGGAGCUGCUAUGCAUUGAUCCAAGUCGAGUCUACUCCGCAGGCAAAUCCAACGGCGGGGGCUUCACCAAUGUACUGGCUUGUAAUGCCACCGUCGGCAGUCGGUUUGCUGCUUUUGCCUCUGUCAGCGGAGCAUACUACAACAACACCGAGACACCCGGCGUAGGACCAUGUGCGCCCGCCCAACGCAAGCAAGGGUAUCCAUUUCUUGAAUUCCACGGGACCAUAGAUACCACCGCUCCUAUUGAUGGAAACGAUUCAAAGAAUCCCAAGCUUCCCACGAUUGACAUCUUGGAAGGCUGGGCCGAGCAGAACGGAUGCGGACAUGACGCGAUGUGGGCGAAAAAUGAGACCGUGUUCACCAACCCGCUCGUCAAGCAUGCAACUUGGAACUGUGGUGGGAACCCUGCUAUUGUGCAGCAUUACCGGGAAGGUGACAAUGGUCAUUGCUGGCCGAGUACUGUCCCGAAUGAUGAUUACACGAGUCAACCUGAUCAGUGUCCGCUGGGAAAGUAUGUGUUCAACGCCACCGCCUAUAUCUUUGACUUCUUUGGUGGGUAUCGCUUGGACACGCAAUUGGUAGAUCGGCAUCAUCUGUAA
This is a messenger RNA of Penicillium maclennaniae, 990 nucleotides long. Its product is annotated as CE1 family esterase. Gene Ontology annotation, molecular function: feruloyl esterase activity. Lineage: Eukaryota; Fungi; Ascomycota; Eurotiomycetes; Eurotiales; Aspergillaceae. The transcript has a single exon. The coding region runs from base 1 to 990 and encodes 329 amino acids. The record is from RefSeq and is a predicted model, not a curated record.